AUGCAGUACUCCAUCGUCACUCUUCUUGCCGUUGUCGCCGCCGUCCAGGCCGCCUCUGUCGGCUCCAGGCACAACAGGCUCGUGCCUCGCCAGGCCUCCACCGUUGACGUCUCGGCGCCCGCCAUGGCCGACGCCAACGGCAACAUUGUGCCCUUCAACGCGGCUGAAGUCGUCGUCGAGCCUGCCGCGGCCCGGUAG
Messenger RNA from Verticillium nonalfalfae, 198 nucleotides. RefSeq lists its product as uncharacterized. NCBI's taxonomy places the organism in Eukaryota, Fungi, Ascomycota, Sordariomycetes, Glomerellales, Plectosphaerellaceae. The transcript is spliced from 2 exons. Bases 1 to 198 code for a protein of 65 amino acids. The record is from RefSeq and is a predicted model, not a curated record.